AUCCAAUACAGUCACAGAGCCGGUGUGGUUGUUGCUGAUAACUGCUUGUGUACAUUGUACUUUGACCAAUGUCACUGCAGGUUGUUUCAUGUGUUUUUGUCAGACAGUGAGGAUUACAUUUCACAGUCCUACUUUAGCUAAAAGCACCAGUUCCUCUUUCCACAUCUGGAUAACCUCUGGGAAGAUCUCCACUGCCACCAUGUCAACAGCUGUACAGGUCGAGCCAGUCAUGGAGAGAAGGUAUGGAGGAGUUGGCCGCUGCAAGUGCUCAUUCUGGUUCGCAGUGGCCCACGACAUACUUGGCAUCUUCAUCAUGCUGGUGGGGGUGUUUGGAGGGCUGGUUAUCCACGACUUAUUCAUCUAUGCGGGGGCUAUCAUCAUCUUCCUCAGCCUGAUCUGGUGGGUGUUCUGGUACUCCGGGAACAUCGAUGUGCCACCCGAGGAGCUGGAGGACGACGUGGGCCUGAUCAAGCUGAAGAACCACAGGCUCAGGCAGGUGGCGAGGCGUGUGUCCGACCACCUCUCCAACAGGAUCAGGAACUCUUUCAGAAAGAAUGGCCGAUCCUUUAGAGAGGGCAACAACAGACCUUCAAACACCGGUACAGAUGUGUCGCUCUCCACUAUCUGUGAUAACACCAUCGCCUCCUCAUCCAAAGAACUUGUGAGAGAGACAUUGUCAAUAUGAAGGAACCCAUCACAGACUGUAAAUGACACCAAGAGACACUUAACUUGGAUCUUUUAUAUUUGUUUCCUUUGCUCAUCUGUUUAUUCUGUUGAAAAGGAUUUUGUGUUUGCUAACAUGCACAUGUAAUGAUUAGACAGCAUUGAAGUCUUGUCUAGAUAAGAUCCACAUAUUCUUAUCUUGCUGAUAAGAUGUAAACUUUGCACACUAUAACACAGUAUUUGACCACAGUCAUGUUUGGUCGAUUCACAGAUGAUGCACAGUUGGGAUGUGCUGGCUCUAAAUAGAAAAAUAAAAGGUUUAAUGAGAGAUUUGUUAAAAUGAGGCUGAAUCAUACUUGGAUGAUAUGUGGCCAUUUAUAGCUGCAUUUUUUUUUGUAAAAGGACACGAGUGAAAAUGAACCAAAUGCAGCCAGAAGUUUAAGUUGUGCAGUUUUUACUUAUUUAUUUUAUGUAUAAAGGUGAAUUUAAGCUUUAUAAUGUCUAUUGUAUCACCAGAGCUGUCAUGUUAAGUUUAAUAAAUUCAACUAGUCGAUG
Messenger RNA from Dicentrarchus labrax (European seabass), 1218 nucleotides. RefSeq names its product transmembrane protein 238-like. The record is from RefSeq and is a predicted model, not a curated record. Bases 89 to 685 code for a protein of 198 amino acids. NCBI's taxonomy places the organism in Eukaryota, Metazoa, Chordata, Actinopteri, Moronidae. The transcript has a single exon.